Fusarium proliferatum ET1 is the source of this 1350-nucleotide messenger RNA. RefSeq lists its product as uncharacterized. Gene Ontology annotation, biological process: cell-cell adhesion. The transcript is spliced from 4 exons. Gene Ontology annotation, cellular component: focal adhesion; stress fiber. Bases 1 to 1350 code for a protein of 449 amino acids. Lineage: Eukaryota; Fungi; Ascomycota; Sordariomycetes; Hypocreales; Nectriaceae. The record is from RefSeq and is a predicted model, not a curated record.
AUGGACCCGCUCUCCAUCGCUACCUCUGUGGUAGGGCUAACGGCAACGUGUCUCUCGACUUGCAAAAAGCUUCAUGACCUUGCCGGGGAGUAUGAAGAUGUGCCAAGCAUCAUUGCUAUGAUAUGCUCCGAGUCGACUGUCAUCAGCAUGGGGCUGUCUGAGCUACAAUCUAAGAUUUUACACCGCGACGAUCUUGCACAGGCUUGGGCUUCUCGAACAGAUAUUUUAAAUGUUUUUGAGGUUGCAUUAACAGGCUGUAUGACGGUCUUUAGUUGUUUGGAAGCUGAGACGAGGAAUCUCAAGCAAAGGAACCCUACAGUUUUAGCUAAACUCCCUGGCGUCUUGGCUAGACUUAAGUUUAUAUGGAAUCAGGACCGGCUUAAAGAACUCUUGGAAGCACUCAGAGGUCAACAGACAUCAAUUACAUUUCUCCUAAAUAUUCUUGAAAUGGAUACACUUUCUAAUAUUCAGAAAGACAUCCGCAAACACACUCACAAGAUUGAGGCUACAGCAGCCGAAGCUCAAUCUCUACAAUCCCGGAUUCCCAGCAUCAAGAUUGAAUCCCAAUCCAUAUUCGACAAAGACGCCUCUAGACUCAGUCUCUUUGAGGCAACUUCAAAUUUCGCGCCUUCAGAACUCGACUUCCAGUUUGAUGACUUAGUCAUUAAUAGCAAUGCGUAUAGGCGAGCGUUCGCCAAAGCUCAUGCCGAAAACCAGGAGUCAUACAAACAAAUUGAAGGUCGAGACGUUAAUAUUGAUCCUGCUACACCUAGAGGAUUGAAGUUCGACGAAUCAACGACUCGUCCGAAAGAUACACCACUUGGCGCCUCACAAAUACUAGUAUGUGAUGCCGUUGAAGGGCCAGCCGAAGAGGGAGCCUUGUCUCCUGAAGGUCAAACGGAGUCACUGGAAGAAGCAACCAAGGAGGGAAAGCAUCAAAUUGUUAAUUUGAACAGCUCUAGCUCCCAAGAUCUUAAUUUCAGCCAGACUGUGUCUCAGCUUGUAUGCAACAAGUGCUUACUCGACAUCACAGGAAGGUCUGUGACGGCCUUGGGCUAUGCAUGGCAUCCAGAUUGCUUCCAGUGUUAUGACUGUGGUGGGCCGCUUGCUGGUCACUUUUUCCCCUCAAAGGAACAAGGAAACGAGCAUAAACCCCUUUGUGAGAAGGACUACAUUCUCAGGCUAGAAUCAAAGUGUUUCAAGUGCGACGAGGCACUUGGAGGAACUUAUAUUACCACUUCCCGGGACCAUGCCUUGGAGUACAGCCAUCAGGAGCAAGCCUAUCAUCCUCAACAUUUUACCUGUGAUGAAUGCGAUACCAUCCUGAGUAUUAAUAGCUACCACGCUUAA